Messenger RNA from Gallus gallus (chicken), 2326 nucleotides. It is a transcript of the gene CACNG5, whose product is annotated as calcium voltage-gated channel auxiliary subunit gamma 5. Gene Ontology annotation, cellular component: postsynaptic density membrane; AMPA glutamate receptor complex. The record is from RefSeq and is a predicted model, not a curated record. Gene Ontology annotation, molecular function: voltage-gated calcium channel activity; channel regulator activity. Gene Ontology annotation, biological process: neurotransmitter receptor internalization; neurotransmitter receptor transport, postsynaptic endosome to lysosome; calcium ion transport. Lineage: Eukaryota; Metazoa; Chordata; Aves; Galliformes; Phasianidae. The transcript is spliced from 6 exons. Bases 208 to 1047 code for a protein of 279 amino acids.
UCUCCAGUGUGCUGGCUUUGUGCCCUCCAAUCCUCCCUGUCGGCUGCGUGUCCUCAGACCUGAGCUUGUUUGACUCCGGUGGCUGCGGACAGAUCUUCCUUUCCCAGCUCCCAAGUGAGAGGUGUCCCAGGUGGCACAGCCAGGUCCCAGGCAGAAGCAACACGGUGGGCGCCGGCAGCCGCAGCCCCUCUGCCCACGCAUCCCCCCAUGCUUUUGGGGAUGAGCGCCUGCAGCAGGAAGGCGCUGACCCUGCUCAGCAGCGUGUUCGCCGUCUGCGGCCUCGGCCUGCUGGGCAUCUCUGUCAGCACCGACUACUGGCUCUACCUGGAGGAAGGUAUCGUCCAGCCCCAGAACCAGUCGGCUGAAAUCAAGCUGUCGCUGCACGCAGGGCUCUGGAGGGUCUGCUUCCUGGCAGGUGAGGAACGUGGCCGGUGCUUCACUAUAGAAUACGUCAUGCCCAUGAACAUUCAGCUGACGUCUGAAUCCACAGUCAACGUCCUGAAGAUGAUCCGCUCUGCCACCCCCUUCCCUCUGGUCAGCCUCUUCUUCAUGUUCAUCGGCUUCAUCCUGAGCAACAUCGGCCACGUGCGGCCGCACAGGACCAUCCUCGCCUUCGUGUCGGGGAUAUUCUUCAUCUUGUCGGGUCUGUCCCUGGUGGUGGGGCUGGUCCUCUACAUAUCCAGCAUUAACGAUGAGAUGCUCAAUAGGACCAAGGACUCGGAGACAUUCUUCAAUUACAAAUACGGCUGGUCGUUCGCAUUCUCUGCCAUCUCAUUCCUUCUCACAGAGAGCGCUGGGGUGAUGUCCGUGUACCUGUUCAUGAAGCGAUACACCGCUGAGGACAUUUACAGACCUCACCCUGGCUUCUACCGUCCCCGUCUGAGCAACUGCUCCGACUACUCGGGGCAAUUCCUGCACCCAGACGCAUGGGCGCGGGGCCGCAGCCCUUCAGACAUCUCCAGUGAGGCAUCUCUGCAGAUGAACAGCAGCUACCCGGCUCUGCUCAAGUGCCCCGACUACGACCAGAUGUCCUCAUCCCCGUGCUGAGCGUCACCACCACCCACCUCGUGGUCCCAGCGGCCGGUGGUCACCAUCCUCACUCCGCUCAUCGUUUUUAGGCCUCUGUUUCAGGGCAAUUGUCUGUUUAUAGGAGCAUAAAUAUAACCACAGAGAUUGGUUAUAUAACCAAUAAUGUAACUUAGGGAAUUGGAAUAAUUUUUCUUUCUUUGUUGCUGGUUUUGUUUUAUUUUUUUUAUUUAUUUAUAUUUCUCUACAUGACUGAAAUCUGUCCAAAGCCCUCUUCUUUCAGGUCUUCGUGCUGAGCUAACAGCAGUUCUGCCUGAGGAAGAAAGCCAAGGCUUGACUCAAGAGCAGAAAAAGAAAAUAGAGUAGAACUAGGGAAAAAGCAGUUAUUCUUUCUUUUUGGUUUAGGUAGGCUGCAGGAGUUUGUGCAUUUGGCUGUCACUAAUUGUAGACUCACUGGCCUGAGCACCAGAAAGUGCAAAGGAUUUGUGUAAAUUUCCAAGAAAUAGUCCUCAUUAGAAAAAUAAGAAAUUUGUCUAGAUUGGAUAUUCGCUGAUCAAUACGUCUCGUUGCUGGAUAUCACUUCUAACCAGGCUGCAAUGGGAAAUAGCCAUCUUUCUCGACUAUACCUCAGCAGGCUCAGAUGCCAGCAGGUUGCCACUUCUCUGUGGCUGAUGUCACCUCCCCAUCCUGGAGGCACUGCAUUGCCUUCCCUUCGCCAUCCCAGUGAUGGGGUCUGAAGAGCAGCUGGAAGGAUUUCAGUGCAGCAUCAAGUGGAAGACUACCUAAAGCCUUCCUGUGGGAAAUGCUAGGCACAAAAAUUUAGGGAAAUCAUGUCCAUCUGGGCAAGGCCCUACCUGAAAUGGAAGUCAUUUCAGUGAAAGGCAAGACCCCAACUGGUGUGAAGUGGCAUAGCUGAAACUAUUGGCACUCAUCCACCAUAGGAAAGUAGUUGAUCUUUGUUUUAAUUUGGCAGAAAAAUGGAAUUUUAGCUGCUUUUCAUGUGCGUGUAUGAGGCUUGUUUUGAGGUUAUACAUUUUAAGUUGUCAUAUGAUGCACUUUGGUCCCAGGAGAAUGACUGCUGCCGUGUUGAGAGCAUCCAUCAGAUGAGCAUGCCAUACCAGCUGUGGGCUCAUUGCCUUUCUGAAGGAGCUUCCUCAAACUUCAGUUCUGGUCUUUUUAUUUUGAACCUUUCUGGACAUUUCUGUUGUGCAAAACAAAACCCUCCAAGGACUCUUGAUAUAUUUGAGCUUGUUUCAUCUCACUGUAAUUAAAACAAAUAGAAUAUGUAUAUUUGACCUCA